Messenger RNA from Eurypyga helias (sunbittern), 729 nucleotides. Its product is annotated as ribonucleoprotein PTB-binding 2-like. Gene Ontology annotation, molecular function: mRNA binding. Gene Ontology annotation, cellular component: cytosol. The transcript has 3 exons. Lineage: Eukaryota; Metazoa; Chordata; Aves; Eurypygiformes; Eurypygidae. The annotation marks the transcript as partial. The record is from RefSeq and is a predicted model, not a curated record.
GAAAUCCAUGACUUAUUUAAAGAUUAUGAAAUCAAGUAUUGUUAUGUGGACAGAAAUAAAAGAACAGCGUUCGUUACUCUGUUAAAUGGAGAGCAGGCUCAAAGCGCCAUUCAGAAAUUUCACCAGUAUUCUCUUCGGGGAAAAGAAAUAUCCGUGCAGCUCCAACCGACAGAUGCUUUGCUGUGCAUUACUAAUUUGCCCAUUUCGUUCACGUUGGAAGAGUUUGAAGAACUUGUGCGUGUGUAUGGCAAUGUUGAGAGGUGUUUUUUGGUCUAUAACGAAGUCACUGGCCAGUCAAAGGGCUACGGCUUUGUGGAGUACAUGAAGAAGGACUCUGCUGCGAAGGCGAGGCUGGAACUUCUGGGAAAGCAGUUGGAGGAGAACACUCUCUUUGCACAGUGGAUGGAUGUGAACCAGUUGACCACAAGUCUUAUUCACUCCAAGUGCCUUUGUGUAGAUAAAUUGCAAAAAGACUACGCUGAUUCUAAAGAGCUGAUCCAAGCUUUCUCACUGAAGUACAAACCUGUGUUCUGCCAGUUUGCGCAGGAUGAAGACAGUUGCAUCGGCGAUUUCGCCGUGGUGGAGUACGAAACUGCGGAGCAGGCGGAGAAAGUACGAGAAGUCACCGAUGGCAUCACCAUCCAAGGGAAGAGAGUCCAGGUGUCGUACUGUGCUCCGGGAGCGCCGGGCAGAAGCACCUUAGCAGCACUUAUAGCAGCACAACGGAUG